Molecule: messenger RNA, 2553 nt
Organism: Carassius gibelio (silver crucian carp)
Lineage: Eukaryota; Metazoa; Chordata; Actinopteri; Cypriniformes; Cyprinidae
Product: protein fem-1 homolog B-like
Exons: 2
Coding region: 446-2356 (636 amino acids)
Molecular function (GO): protein binding
Source: RefSeq, a predicted model, not a curated record
CGACUUCAUUUCCGGUCGUCGUUACUGCCAGAGGUGAAAGACACCGACACAUCCAGCGCAGAUUCUGAGCAUUAAAUCGUAUUAAACAUCGACGAAGUCCGGAUUGGUUCUGUUGGAGUGAUCGGCGGGAUUCAUCGCGAUCUGAAAGUGGUGGACUGAACCAUAUUAAUUCGUUUGGUUUAGAAGUGAAAGAGUAUCCCGUCUGAAAGUCACUGAGUCGAACAGAUUACGUCAGGAUUAGAGAUUCAUAUUUAAACAUUCUAUAUUAUUUCGCUUACUAUAUAUGUUAUUUCCCCUUAUUAGUAUCUCAUAUUAAUAACCCAGCGUGUUAUAAUCGAGGUCAGCUGUAAAUGUCAGUAGGUCCAGAGGAAGCUCUCCAUAGAUGAGCUGUAGAGCUCAGGCUGAGGGUUUUAAUGGGAGACGGUUUGAUCUGUUCUGAGAUCAGAUGGCGGAGGCACCGGCUUUGGCCCGCUUGGAGUCCCUGGCCCGGUAUGUUCACAGAGCGGCCGGUGAGGGUCGAGUCCUGACCCUGGCCGCCCUGCUCCUGAACCACUCCGGCGUCCAGACCCGGCACCUGCUGGAGUACGUGACCCAGGACGCCGGACAGAGGUCCACGCCGCUCAUUAUAGCUGCCCGGAACGGACACGACAAGGUGGUCCGGCUGCUUCUGAACCAUUACAAGGUGGACACUGAACAGACCGGGACUGUGCGGUUUGACGGGUAUAUUAUUGAUGGCGCCACGGCUCUUUGGUGUGCAGCUGGUGCUGGGCAUUUCGAGGUGGUGCGUUUGCUGGUUUCGCACAGCGCUAACGUGAAUCACACCACCCUCACAAACUCCACCCCGCUCAGGGCUGCCUGCUUCGACGGCCGGCUGGACAUCGUACAAUAUCUCGUGGAGCACAAGGCUGACAUCAGCAUCGCUAACAAAUACGGCAACACUUGUUUGAUGAUCGCUGCCUACAAGGGCCACAGCGAUGUUGUUUACUUCCUGCUGGAGCGGGGCGCGGAUCCCAACUCUAAAGCUCACUGCGGGGCCACCGCGCUGCACUUCGCCGCAGAAGCCGGGCAUCUGGAUAUCGUGAAGGAGUUGGUGCGAUGCCAAGCGGCGAUAGUGGUUAACGGACAUGGCAUGACGCCACUGAAAGUGGCAGCUGAGAGCUGCAAGGCGGACGUCGUAGAGCUGCUGCUGUCGCAUGCGGAUUGCGAUAUGCAUAGCCGCAUCGAAGCAUUGGAACUACUCGGAGCAUCUUUCGCCAACGACCGAGAGAAUUACGACAUUCUUAAGACCUACCACUAUUUGUACCUCGCCAUGCUGGAGCGAUUUCGUGAUCCAGAGAGGGUCAUCGCCAAAGAGUUGGCGUCUCCUGUCGUGGCGUACGGAGAGAGGGCAGAGUGCAGGACUUUGCGAGACUUAGAGGCCAUUCAACACGACCGGGACGCACUACACAUGGAAGGCCUAAUGAUUCGCGAACGAAUUCUGGGUGCGGAUAACAUAGACGUGUCGCAUCCCAUAAUAUAUCGCGGCGCGGUCUACGCCGACAACAUGGAGUUCGAACAGUGCAUCAAACUCUGGCUGCACGCCUUGCAUCUACGCCAACAAGGAAACCGCAGCACGCAUAAAGACCUCUUGAGAUUUGCGCAAGUGUUCUCGCAAAUGGUCCACCUGAAGGAGCCGGUCCGCGCAUCGGACGUCGAACACGUUUUGCGCGCCAGCGUCCUGGAAAUCCGCCGCAGCUUGGCGCGCGUGAGGUCCACCUCCGAUGCGGAGUUGCCGGCAGCCACAGAAAGCUACGAAACCAACGUGUUCACUUUCCUCUACCUGGUUUGUAUCUCUACGAAAACGCAAUGCGGCGAAGAGGAACGAGAGCGAAUAAACAAACAGAUCUACGACUUGAUACGCCUUGACCCGCGAUCCCGAGAGGGGUUGACGCUUCUGCACCUAGCGGCUAGCUCUAGCACGCCAGUAGAUGACUUCCACACCAACGACGUGUGCAGCUUUCCUAACGCGCAAGUCACCAAGCUGCUCAUCGACUGCGGCGCACAGGUCAACGCCGUCGACUAUGAAGGGAACAGCCCUUUACAUCUCAUCGUACAGUACAACCGUCCCAUCAGCGACUUCUUGACGCUCCACUCCAUCAUGAUCAGCCUCGUGGAAGCCGGCGCACAUACGGACAUGACCAACAAGCAAAAGAAGACCCCGCUUGAUAAGAGCACGACGGGGGUUUCCGAAAUCCUUCUGAAGACGCAGAUGAAGAUGAGCCUGAAAUGCCUGGCGGCUCGCGCCGUGCGACAACAUCGGAUCUUGUAUCAGAACCAGAUUCCCAAAAGUCUGGAGGAGUUUGUUGAAUACCACUGACCUGUGUUUUAGUUUUUUUCUGUCAGAUCUGGGUUUUGGAGUUUGUUUUAACCUGGCGAACGGUGCUGAGGACUUCUAAUUUGAUCUUGUUUAGUACUAGCAAUUUACUAAUUUACCUGUUGAUCCAUUUGGGAGAUCUGACUGCUGCAGUUAUUCCCAAAAGAACUGGAGUUUCCAGUUUCAUCCUGGCUCUUUUU